Molecule: messenger RNA, 2993 nt
Organism: Haplochromis burtoni (Burton's mouthbrooder)
Lineage: Eukaryota; Metazoa; Chordata; Actinopteri; Cichliformes; Cichlidae
Exons: 9
Coding region: 380-1693 (437 amino acids)
Biological process (GO): humoral immune response; positive regulation of canonical NF-kappaB signal transduction
Source: RefSeq, a predicted model, not a curated record
UUCACAAUUUUAAAAAAAGAGUUUAAAAACAACUAAAUUCCUUACUCAUGCAGGCUUUCCUGUCCAAUCUGGCACAGGCAUACAAACUGCAUUCUUGGCUCUGAUUGGACGUGCAAAGGCGUGAGAUAUUUGCAUAUAGUAGGUUCCAGUGCAAGUCUGUGCAUCCACAGGAGUCCUGAAACCAGACUUUUAACAGCAGGGUGAUGCCUCUCUCUGGUACUUAACCAUAGACAUGUUUAUGAGCAUGAACUUUCGUGUUGUUGUUUUUAAUACCUGCAAGUAAAUUAAGCUCGAUCUUUUGAUUUUAACACAAGGAAAUGUUUGUUUUACACAUCAUCUAAUUUGAUGUGGUACAGGAUGUGUCUCAAGCUGAGAUAAAAUGGAGAAAUCUGGAAAGGAGCCAAAGCUAGAAAACAGCUUUCAACUUAUGAACGCUGGAGUAAGAGAAAAUGAAAUGGAUCGACCGAGAUGCUGCAUGAAUGCAGCUUAUUUCUACCGAAGCCCAAACAGAUGCAGAGAAAUGAAUCAAGAGUUUUGCGAGCAGAAACUUCAUUUUAUGCAGCAUGUGGAGAUGAUCCAACCCAGAGUACCAGAAGAUGGAAGAGAAACAUCUUCCAGGAUGAAUCUACAUCAUCAGUCUUCUGAUGACUGCUUUUCUCAAGGAGCGAUGCCGAAUGGCACAAAGAGAGAGUGCGGCUGCUGGGAAUGUGGAGCAAAGCGUUGUGGAACAACUGAGCCUGCAAAUGGAAACACAGCGAGAGGGGAGGAUGAAGGCGACGCUCAACCUCAGAGUGAUUUAGAAGAGGAACUCGAGGCUCCUUUGCCGCUGAAAGAUGACAACGAGUGGCAACACUGUACUCCCUUUUUACUUCCCCACCACGACGUGCAUAGCCGCGGAGAAUGGCUGUGUAAUCUCAACCGAUACCAUCCUCAGUCACGUCACCUCUCUGCUCCUUUCCAGCACUGGACACCUCGGAAUCAACCCCAAAAUGGGCUCCAGUUUCAUGACCACUUUAAGAAUAACAUCAUGGGAAGUGUCUCAGUUAACGUCCCUCACUUCUCACUUCCCACUGUGGAGGAUGUUUCACGGGUCAGCAUGCUGAAUGUGGGCUCAGCAGGAGCAGAGGAGUCCGCUUCACAUCCACACGGGAAAAGGAAGGGCAUCCAUUUGCCCGAUGAGUGCCGAAACGUUUUCAUCACUUACUCUUCGGACGUGUCCUCAGAGAUGGUCCCCUUUGUGGAUUUCCUCACAAAGCAAGGUUUUCGACCGGCUAUUGACUUAUAUGACAGCUCCAUUAGAUGUAUGGACGUCAACAAGUGGACAGACAGUUACCUUAAAGAUCCAUUAACCCUUAUUAUUAUCGCCAUCAGUCCAAAGUACAAGGAGGAUAUUGAAGGACCUGCAGUUGACAGCCAUGGUCUACACACCAGAUAUAUCCACUCAAUAAUGCAGAAUGAGUUCAUCCAGCAGGGGAGCUUGAAUUUUAGAUUCAUCCCGGUUCUCUUCCUUUGUGCAUCCCAGAAACAUGUCCCAAGCUGGCUCCAGAAUACUCGCGUGUACCGCUGGCCGCAGGACACUGAGGAUUUGUUACUGCGACUGCUGAGGGAGGAGAGAUACGUGGCUCCUCCUGUACCUGUGGAGCUCAGCUUAUUCAUCAGGCCUGUUACCAUGAGCGACGCAGCUACACUGUAAACAAACAAACUGGUGUUCGGGCAUGUGUCUGGGUUUAAUGUUUCUGCUUUAAAAGCUACAUUUUGCAGUAAGUUUAUUUUACAAAUCCACAGUUUGAUCCAGUUUAAGUUGAGAUAUAAGCUCAUGUUCCAAGUUCUAUUUUAUGUUAAGUGCUGUUUUUCAGAUGACUCAAUAAAGUUUUUUCCAUGUAUUUAGACACAUUUCUCUGGUACAUUUACUAUGUAAACAUACGCAGAAUAUAUUAUAUAAUAACUCUGAAUGGCAUUCCUACCAAUGGUGUGGCUUAUUAGCACAGGUGUCACCUUUUGGAGGUAUUGGCCUGUGGGAGACUUUCUUGGAACCACCCACAUACUUGUAAAUGUCCAGAUUACCUUCUCUCUCUUUGCAGCAUCCCCCCCUCCCCCUCCUUCUCAUUAUUCACUCCACAGCAGUGUUUGCUAAUCACAGUGUUGUACACAGCGCUUUUGUUGCUAUUAUUUUUAAUAUUUUCAUGGUUGUUUAUCAUGAAAGCAAUGUUCUUAGUUUAGCAUCAGGAUUAAGAGGGUGGCCUUUUUGUUGUUGUUGUGGUUUGGAUUGGAUUGCUCUUUUUACUGUGUGAAACUAUCUAACUUUAAUGAAAUUAUAUUAAGACUGGCCAAACCGACCAAUCUAAAAUAUAUUUGAAUAAAACAGAACAGACUUUAUCCAGAACUUUGGGGUGCAAAUCAGUCACCCUCCAUCACUUUAGCUGCUACUCAGGUUUUUCAGAUGUCCAAUGUCAGUGGAAUUUUCAUUGUGGUGGUUUUUUCUCAGAUGGAAAACAUACUUAAAGUCAUAUCAAUCAUUUUGUCAGUAUACAAAAUGUCAAUGCUAGCAGAGACCACUGAAUUUAAGUAACUACCGAUGAUUAAUUUAUUAUGUUCAUGUGAAAAAAAAACAAUACUGGAAAUAGGGAUUUUAAAUAAGAAAUGAACUUUAAGCUCUGUUGCCUUGGAGACACAAACCGUGGAUCCCGCGUUGCAGGUAUUAAUAUAAAAACCUGAACAACUGGAAGAAGCAGUUAUGGAAAAGAUUUGGGCCACCAGGGGGAAAAAAAACAAUUCUGACUUCUUUUUUUUUCGAUGGCCCUAAUCCCUUUCCAUAAGCAGUUACAGUUUUGGCUCCUGUUAACUUUUGUCAAACCAGGAUCAGGCUACAUUUAUCCAUCCAUGAUUCCUAUUAAUGACCUCUUGCAGAAAAACAUGCACUUAUGGACCUUUUUAUGGACCUUUUUUAUCGACUAGUACUGGUUCUGAAAUUACUCAAAAGAAGCUGUUUUAAC